AUGAAGCCCAAGUCCAGCAAUCGGUUCAGAGUCUGUGGAACACCGUCCAAGACCGGAUGUAUUACUUGCAAAAUCCGGCGUGUUAAAUGCGGGGAAGAGAAACCCUUCUGCAAAAGAUGCACUUCUACGGGCCGUAACUGCGAUGGAUAUGCCCCGCCGAAAGCCCCUGAUUCCUCCUCGCGAAGAUCUACUCCUAGGUCGAUCUCCAAAAGCCCCAGAUAUAUCUCUGGCAGCCCCGAGGCCGGCCCUAUGGAGCAGCGUCUGCUCUAUUUCUUUCGGACGUUUACCGCGCCCAAAUUAUCUGGAUACUUUUCUGCAGACUUCUGGGAGCGGAGAGUGUUCCAAGCUAGCAAUGUGGAGCCAUCUAUCCAACAUGCUGUCACUGCCAUUGCCGCUAUACAUCAAGACUUCGUGGGCUGGCAUCAAAACAAAGUCUUAGAUCCCUCCAUCCAGGCAUUCGCCUUCCGACUCUAUACCCAGGCCAUCAGCCGCCUGCAUCAGUUAAUGUCUACGCAGUCGUUGCAAUUGGACAUGACAUUGAUUGCCUGUAUCUGCUUUAUCACGUUUGACUGUCUACUUGGAAACCACGAGUCUGCCAUCAUUCACCUUCGAGCGGGACUUACCAUCCUAGAAGAUAUCAAGUUAAGGAAGAGCCCUUGCGCGCAUGAAUGGGAGAGGGAGUUUGCUCCACUGUUACUGUCUCUGGGAACGCAGGCUGCUUCAUUUGCGAAUCUAACGCAAGAAACUGAUCGGUCAUCUUUGUGGAUGGCCUUGCGAAAUGCUGGAAUCUCGAAUCCUUCCUACAACUUCCAGACUCUUGAUGAAGCGCGACACUCCUUGGAUUCUCUGGCAGCUGAUAUUACAGUUGAUCGAGGCUCGAGUUCAAAGUGGGCAAAUGAGCAGGAACUUCCCAGCCCAAUAGGGCCGGACAAUUUAAUGCAAAUGGCGUCAAUAAUUGCUUGGACAGAAGGUCUUGACAAGUUUUUGUCGGAGCCGGUUCCCGAGGGCUCAGCAACAGCGAACAAAAUUCGACUCGGCGCCUCUCUACUCAAGUGUCACUCCCUUGUGUACUCUAUCGUUAUCGAAUCACCUGGGUUAAGUGAGGGCAAAUUUCACGAAGUCCUUCGUCACUGCGAGUAUCUUGUGAACGCGAGAUCAAGCUCCCCAUUCCCCAACGAGGACCUGAGCUUCACAGCGGAUAUGGGACUAAUCGCACCGUUAUUUUUCACUAUUUUACAAGCUCCGAACCCGACCAUUCAACAACGAGCAAUAGACCUUCUAUCGCGAGCCUCGGGACGAGAAGGCAUGUGGGACGCCAAUGAUGCACUUCGGAUAGUAGGAGAUGUCAUAGGGGCCCCUAGUCAGAAUAUCGGUCUCGCCAUAAAGCCAUUUUUGACCAGUCCAACAGUCCCUCCAAGCGACGCGCGAAUGCGGAAUAUUAUGUCGGAUCGAAUGAUAUGGCCUUUCGGGGAGCGGUGCGAAUAUUCAUCUCCCCACAUGAUGCCGUCGAUGAAGUCGGAACCGGCAUUCUCGUCGCCAUAUUUAGAACCAAAUUCUGCCGUUUUCCCAUCCCCGCAGACGACGCCUCAGUUUGUCAUGCAGGGCAGCUCGACAUUUGCAUGUUGCACCCAAGCUUCGCAAGUUCCAGUGGCCGCGUCGGCUCCUCAGGUGUUGCAGCAACCGCUACCCAGCUUUGAUUGGGUAUCUUUUCCUUGA
This is a messenger RNA of Venustampulla echinocandica, 1716 nucleotides long. RefSeq lists its product as uncharacterized. The coding region runs from base 1 to 1716 and encodes 571 amino acids. NCBI's taxonomy places the organism in Eukaryota, Fungi, Ascomycota, Leotiomycetes, Helotiales, Pleuroascaceae. Gene Ontology annotation, biological process: regulation of DNA-templated transcription. The record is from RefSeq and is a predicted model, not a curated record. Gene Ontology annotation, molecular function: zinc ion binding; DNA-binding transcription factor activity, RNA polymerase II-specific. The transcript has 3 exons.